CCCUUCAUUGCAAAUGUGGACGGACAAGUACGGUUGUGUGUGACUGCAGCCGUGGGUGUCCGGGCACCUGUUCCUCAGCGUCGUCUCUUUUCGCCCUGAGGCGUUGGGCUUUGGUCCAGAAACCAGUAGCUGAGUCGGGUCUCCUUCAAGGGCAGCCCCAAGUAUUGCUCCCUGUCUUACGCGGGGCGACGGCGCUUCCUCGGGGCACAGCCCCAACUCCCCCACCCCACCCGCCCGGAGGUGGCUCCAUGCUGCCGGCAGCCUCCGCCGCCUCUUCCCGUCCCUCGGCAAGAGUCUGGACGAGGAGGCGGCGUCCCCCGAGCGUCCCGCCCGCGGCCUGAGAGGGGCUCCGGUGGAGAGUAGCUGCCGCCGCGCAGCGCGGGAGGAGGAUGGCGAACCAGCUGGUGAUUCUCAAUGUCUACGACAUGUACUGGAUGAAUGAAUAUACCUCUUCACUUGGAAUUGGAGUAUUCCAUUCAGGAAUAGAGAUAUAUGGCAGAGAGUUUGCUUAUGGUGGCCAUCCAUAUCCCUUUUCUGGAAUAUUUGAAAUUUCUCCAGGAAAUGCAUCUGAACUAGGAGAAACAUUUAAAUUCAAAGAAGCUGUGGUGCUUGGAAGCACAGACUUCAUGGAGGAGGAUAUAGAGAAAAUUAUAGAAGAACUUGGGAAAGAAUUUAAAGGAAAUGCCUAUCACUUAAUGCACAAAAACUGCAAUCAUUUUUCUUCAGCUUUAUCAGAGAUUCUCUGUGGAAAAGAGAUUCCUCGUUGGGUGAAUCGCCUUGCUUACUUCAGCUCCUGUAUCCCAUUUCUCCAAAGUUGCCUACCAAAAGAAUGGCUUACACCUGCAGCACUUCAGUCUAGUGUAAGUCAGGAGCUUCAGGAAGAACUGGAAGAAGCAGAAGAUGCUGCAGCGUCAUCUUCUCUGUCAAGCUCAGUAUCGAGAACUGGACAUCACUCAAAAAUAUAAGUUCAGUCAGUAACUGAUUUCACUAACAGAAUUCUUGCCCAUCUGGAUGUGUCUUUGGUAUGCAAUUAGCUCUCUCUCUCAAGCCCUUGAUAUCUUCUGCUCAGGAUUUUAUAUAUGAUGAGAAGUUUCUGGGAAAAGUGAAAAUUUGAGGUGGAGCUGCUGUCUUUCAUCUGAUCCAAUAGCUUUGGACUUACAUAACUUUGUUUACAGUAUUGUGUGCUGCUGUUUACAAGUCCCACAGGGACAUCUGCCAUUGAAAGACAAUGUGUCAAAUAGCUCAAUUGGACCUGCAUAACUUAAACAGCAUCUCUUCCAAAUGUUGCUGAAAAUGAAGCAGGAAUUGUUGAAAACUGUAAGCAGGGUACAUACUGAUCAAUAUAAAGAAAUCUGUCCUAUGAAGCAAGGAGAUUACCUUGGUAUAUAACUGAGAAUAUAUGUUCUUAAAAUGUUACUGUCAGUUAAAUCAUGGUUUUUGACCACUUAUGAAAUGCAAAUUAAUAUUUUACUACAAAGUCUAUUGGAUUCAGUUAGAGUUCAAUCUCGUAAGUUAUGUUUGUACUUUUUUGAGGUUUUUAGAUUUAUUUGUCUUAAAUGUUUUGUCUGACUCGGUUUUGAAAAAAAAUAUUCUGAACAACAGCUUUUUAACUGAGUCCUCAACAGUGCCUGUUUCACAUAAUUUUUAACAGAUGGAACACAUAGUUGAUUUGUUGGCAUUUUCCUUUAACAUUUGGCAACAUCAUUUAGAUAGCAGUAUUUAGCCUAUGGUUGCAAUUCCUUUGACCAUUUAAGUUCUGCAACCAGUCCUACCACAUGUAAAUUGCUGUUUAUUAGAAGAACCUCGUCCUAAAAACAUGGAGAAAACUGCUGUUGUGAUUUUUUAAAAUAGAGCUAGUUUUUUCAACAGCAAGAAAUAUAAGUCUCUUCCAACCUAUUGUGUUAACAGAAGACCCCUUAAGUGUGCCUGGUGAGGUUACUUUCUUACUCAUGCUAAUCUACCAGUAAAGUGUACUGUAUAAACUAUAAAACCUUUUUAAAAAUUAUCAAGAGCAAAGGAAUUUCAUCUGUUUUCCAGCUUUCUCAUGGAGGUGUUGUUUGUGUAUACAGCAGUGGUGACACGCUAUUGGAAUAGGCUUCAGAUUUUCAUUAUGUAUGCUGCCUUAAGGAUCUUCCAGUCAAAUGGAAAAAAGUCAACUGAAAAUAAUGUAUAAACUGAGCUCCAAGUCUGCAGAAAUUUGCAUUGGUGAAAAAAAUGUAAACCUCGCAUGUGCUAUUUAUGUUGCUUGGUUUGCUGAUGCAUAAACUUUGGUGCAGAUAUCAGAAAUGACAAGUCUACAAAAGUUAGGACUGGUAAAAUGAUAUAUUGUAACAUAUAUUUAUAAUACAAAUGUAAAUCUGUAGACAGAAAAGACAUUAAUGUGGCUUUUGGUUAAUAUUGCAAUAUCUACUUUUUCAACCACUUCAAUUUAUACACAUUUAUCUUAGGGCUAAUUACGUUCUUUGCGCUCCUGAUGCUUCAUUGACAAACAGUCUGGGAGUUCCAUGCUCAGAACUUAAUUCCUAGGUGUACACAGCUCUGAUUCAUAUCAGGACCGUGGGGAGAGGUAGCAUGUGCCUCUCCCCCCACGCCCACCCACAUGAUUUUCCUGAUCUGAAAUGACCAUGGUGUACUGCUUUUUGCUCAAUUAGCAAAACUGACAUGUAGCUCACUGGUACAACUAAGAUUUUCCAACAAGACAAAUAGAGACUCUCCAAGGUCAGUUCAGAACAGGAUAACAGCACUGGGCAGGGUGAAGCAUAAGCCACCUCAUCCCAUAUGCCACUGCCUUUAACUGUUUCAGGUCCAGAAAUACAGAUUCCCAGCAUGGAAAUCCCUGCAAAAGUCUGGUCAACAGGACUGGAAUUCUCAGCCCGCACUUUGCAAUGUGUUAAUUGGCUUUUAGGCUGUUUUUUAGGCAAACUUGAGGAGGAGGUGGAAAGUGCCAUCAUGCCACAGUCAACUUACAGUGACGACUGCAUAGGAUUUUCAAGGCAAGACAUGAAUAGAGAUGGUUUGCAUUGUCUGCCUCUGUGUACCCACCCUGAAUCUCCUCGGUGGUCUUCCAUCCAAGUACUAACAAAGGCCAACCCAGCUUACCUUCUGAGAUCUGAUAACAUCUUGCUGGUCUGGACUAUUCAGGUCAGGACAAACGUGAGGUAAAAGCUGCUUUAUUACAUAGAAUACACAGUUAUGUGAAAGUGAAAUAAUUCUCCAAAAUGUAAUGUGGUUAGAGUGUUCAGAAUUUAGCAACAAACAAAAUUGUCUUAACAAUGCCACUGUUACUGUAAGUGAACCUUUUUUAUUUUGUAACUAUUUAGCAAAGAGCCAUGAAUGGAUCAAGUUGGUGGAAGGGAUUUUUGCUGACUGUUCCCUCUUCAGAAUUCAGCCUUCUGUGCAUGUCAGCAAGCCACUCGUGAGUGGGGUGCACAGGAACAGUGUGGGAUGCAGGGUGAAGGGCUGCAGCCAGAAGGGUGAAUCAACAGAAAUAAUCUCUCAGCUUUUUGCACAAGCUCUUCCAUGACGUGAACAAGAGUGGAAGAGGAGGAAAUAUCUGCCAGCUUCCCCUUUCAGCUGCAGCCCUCCAUUCUGCAUUCCAUGCUGUUCCUGAGGUUGGCCUAAUCUCUUAUCAGUGGGUUUUAAGGAGUGCUGGAGCUUGCAGUGUAAAAAGGAAAUUAGCAAAAAUCUUUUUGGAGUCACUCCAUGGUAGGAACUAACUUUCUUAAACUGACUAUCUGAACUUGGAUUUUGAAAUUUUUAUCCUUUGUUCCUACUAAAUUUUGCUGGAUCAUAUAAAAUAACUAACCAGUAGCAAGACAUAUGACUUUUUCCCCCUCUACUAUAGCUGAGAUGGAAAUGGUAUUUUGUAGUUUGUUUUUGAAGCUGUUUAUGACAUUUAAAUUCUAGCAAUUGUAAGCUCUGGUUCAGACUCCUCAUUGCUGUGUGAUGCACAUAACUAUUCCAUAGAAAAUCUUCCAUGGAAUUGUCCUCCCACCAGUAAAUAGGGAGUCUUUGUGUGGUGCUUCAUGGAGCUGCAGGAUUAGGUUGGUUUUGUAGCUUUUCCUAAUUUUCCAGGCAAAAAUUAUGGAGUAACUUAAUCUCCACCAAACUCUAGGACACAAUCAAUUUUGUUCAGGUAAUCCUCACAGCACUGUGCCAUUUACUUAACAGUUUCAUCAAGUUAACAGCUAUGGCAUGUAAUAACUGCAAAGACAUAAGCAGCACCACAACUUAAAACCGUUUUUAUUAACCUGAUAGAUCAGUAAUUUUUUUUCCGCGGUCAAGUAACCUUUAUUGUUUAAAAAUAUACAUACAGUUAUUCAUACAUUAUUUCUCUAUUACAGCUAACAAAAAAAGGUCUAAUCCAACCCAGUAAUUUAACUUUCCCAUUAUUUCUUUUAGAAGAAGAAUUUGGAUUUAUAACCCGCCUUUCUCUUCUGUCUCAGACUGACUUUUCUUCCUCUCCCCACAACAGACAUCUUGUAAAGCAGGUGGGGCUGAGAGAGCUCUGAGAGAAAGAACUGUGACUAACCCAAGGUCGCCCAAGGCGUGUGGGAGCAAAGAAACAAAUCCAGUUCUCCAGAUUAGAGUCCGCCACUCUUAACCACUACACCAUUCUGGCUCUAAUCCAUUUAUUAGUGGUUCAACCCCAUGAACAAGCUUAACAUCUGAACCCUGAAGAUGAUACCACAUUUUAAGUAGUAAUGGUAAUUUGUAUCUUAUCACUCUCUAUUCAGUUCCUUAAAAUCAAAAAAGCAACCCUACCAAUGGCUGCUCUCGUAUGUUAGCAAUAGUUCCAGUUACCUUUCACCAGCAUUACUACACAGCAGGGAGCACUCUUGUCUACAAUGGCCAUACUGUGUUAAAAACUAGAACACUCCUCUCAGCUAUGAGAAUACAGGAUAUCUGUGAAGUUUUUCCCAACCAAAACGGGUAGAAGAAAUAAGUUCAGGGUUCAGUUUCUAAUACUUGAGGGUUGUUUUU
Molecule: messenger RNA, 4983 nt
Organism: Sphaerodactylus townsendi
Lineage: Eukaryota; Metazoa; Chordata; Lepidosauria; Squamata; Sphaerodactylidae
Gene: DESI2
Product: desumoylating isopeptidase 2
Exons: 5
Coding region: 390-965 (191 amino acids)
Biological process (GO): protein deubiquitination
Molecular function (GO): deubiquitinase activity
Source: RefSeq, a predicted model, not a curated record